AUGCAUUUCGGUAUAAGUACUGGAAAACAAGACUCGCAAUCAGUUUGCGGAUUUGUCUUCAAUAGCACCGAAAGGACUAACGGCUCGUUUACUUCGCCUAACUAUCCCGUUAUAAUUGAAUCUCUCUCUCCUCCCGUGCCGUUUGUGACGGACCGACCCCUUCAACGACCCAAACCAUCCCUAAUAGGUCUCUAUCCGCGCGACACUGAAUGUCAUUAUUUUUUCUAUGGAAACGCAUCGCAAAAAGUUUACAUCACUUUCGCUUACUUUGAUGUCGAAGGAGUCACGCCAAUAAGUAAUUAUUCGCAAAGCUUGUGA
Molecule: messenger RNA, 318 nt
Organism: Medioppia subpectinata
Lineage: Eukaryota; Metazoa; Arthropoda; Arachnida; Sarcoptiformes; Oppiidae
Source: the annotation of a GenBank genome assembly